GCCAGCGAGGACUGCCCCCUUCCCCCGGCGCCCGCCCCCCACCCCUGCGCCCCAGGUGAGCCCCGGGGUCUCAGGUAAGGCUCCGCGAUGCAGGUAAGAGCCCCUCGGCACAGACAAGGCCUCGGCGCCCCCCCAGGUAAGAGCCCGUCCCCUCCUAGGUGACCCUCCACCUUCAGUGAGGGCCUCUGCCUUCUCCAGGUGAGGAACCCUCUCCCCAGGUGAACUCCCUGUACCUCAAGUGGAGCCGCGUUCCCCCCACUCCCCACCCACCCCACCCCACCCCACCCCCGCCCUUGGCAGUUCAGGUGAGGUCCUAAGGACCUAAGGACCAUCCAGUUCCUAAUCCCUCCAUACUUCCCCCUAAACCAGAACUGACAGCUCAUCCACUCUAAAACCCCUUCCUCCAGCUUCAGUAGCCAGGUCAGCAGGGGUGAGGCCGGAAGUGGAUGGGUGACUCACCUCAGGCUCCUCCAAGCCUCAGUUUCCCCAUGAUGCAACUUGAGGCCUCCUCAGUGAGUCGAAACUGAGCCAGCUCUGGCCCCUGGAGAGAAGCUGCUGGCUCUGGGGAGAAGAGACAGCAGCCAAGUGUGACAGAGUCCCCAUGGCCCUGGGUGUGCCUGAAUGUAUGUGGCCCCGGGGCCUGACAGCCCACUCACUCCCUCCCCGGCAGGCACUGGGCUCCCUCUGCUCCCCGUGGGCUGCUCCCCGCGUGGGGCCACUGCCCCCGGCCCCCGCCAUGGUGCGGAUUUCAAAGCCCAAGACGUUUCAGGCCUACUUGGAUGAUUGUCACCGGAGGUAUAGCUGUGCCCACUGCCGCGCUCACCUGGCCAACCACGACGACCUCAUCUCCAAGUCCUUCCAGGGCAGUCAGGGGCGUGCCUACCUCUUCAACUCUGUGGUGAACGUGGGCUGCGGGCCAGCCGAGGAGCGGGUGCUGCUGACAGGCCUCCAUGCUGUCGCUGACAUCCACUGCGAGAACUGCAAGACAACUUUGGGCUGGAAAUAUGAACAGGCCUUCGAGAGCAGCCAGAAGUACAAAGAGGGGAAGUACAUCAUUGAACUCAACCACAUGAUCAAAGACAACGGCUGGGACUGACCCCUGCUCCUGCCGCAUGUGGCUCGAGCCCGGCCUGGCCGCCAGCGGGCGCCACUGGCUUCCCUCCACGAGAAGGGGGCUCUGGACCCUCAGGGCCCCUGCAGAGGAAGGAUCCAGCUCCUGUACAUAUAUUUUAUUGCAUGCACUGUGACCUUGGGGGGAGAUCAGAAGGUGGACGACACCCCCACACCUCCCUGCGAUCUGGCUGGCUUGGAUCUCGUUUUUAACCCCUUCCUGCCCCGCCUGCCCUAUAGAUAUGGCCCGUGUGCUGCUCCCCCGGCCCCGGUGCACCGUCUGCCCUGUGAACUCCUCCCACCGGGCCCCUCUUACCCCACGCGUGUCUGCUCCCCUCGUUCUGUAGCGUUUGUACAUAAUAAAACAAUGGAGUGGAGACA
This is a messenger RNA of Zalophus californianus (California sea lion), 1491 nucleotides long. It is a transcript of the gene YPEL3, whose product is annotated as yippee like 3. Bases 602 to 1096 code for a protein of 164 amino acids. The record is from RefSeq and is a predicted model, not a curated record. The transcript is spliced from 4 exons. NCBI's taxonomy places the organism in Eukaryota, Metazoa, Chordata, Mammalia, Carnivora, Otariidae.